CCUUUUUGCUUUUGUCCAGACUCAUCUCUUGACUGCCUCUCUGCUGGACAGACAUGGAGAAGCUCACGCACCUCAUCUUGUUGCUUUUGUCAGCAUCCUGCGCUGCAGACAACAUCACCCUGGUGUACGGAGUGGAGGGGGGGACCAUAUCUAUCAAUUGUACCUAUAACCCCUGGCAGCAGCGGUGGAGAGAAAAGAGCUGGUGCAAGCAGAUCGAUGAGACCAAGUGCCAACAUGUGGUGAGCGCCCGCCGCUUCUGGCUGCCCUUCCUGAAGAACAGGAACGGCACCACUUCCAUCAGUGACAAUGUCCACGAAGGGGUCCUGACGGUGACCAUGAAGCAACUCAAGAAGCAGGACGCUGGGCUGUACCAGUGCAGAACUGACUACCUGGGGGAAACAAACACCUUACAGAAGGUACAAGUGAAAGUGCUGACAGCUGUCCUGGAAACCCAAAUGCCAGAGGAGCCUAGUGCUGUGCACAGCAUCUCCAGCAUUCAUCCUGAAGCUGACUUCACUGUCUUCUAUGUCAUUGGCGGACUCCUGGCUGUCAAGUUUGUGGUGGCCGUGCUGAUCUUUAUCAUUAGCAAGAGUGGGAAAAACAGAGAGACAGAGCAGAACAACUCAAGCUUGAAUGAACAGUGGGUCCUCCCUUUCCCCGGUGACCUCGUAAAGCAUGCACGUGAUGGAAUCAGCUCCUCCUCGAGAGCGCUGCUUAGAGCUGAACCAAGAGAAUCGACAGGGAAAUGAACAUCAAUCAUUUUCCGGCAAAGCUUUGCCACCUGCUGUAAUAAAGAAAAGGAUCACCCACGGGACAUAGGUAUUGACAGACCUAUCGCCCUAAAGAGGGAAUGUCACCAUCUCACCUUCUCUCAUUGCCGCUGACCAACUUUUCCCAACGCAAUUGAAAUGAAAUGAUGCUGCCAGUAACACCUGAACCUGGUGGAAGGAGAUGGAACUGGGGGUUGAGGGGAAGAAGGAACAUGAAAUAUUUUUGUCAAGAGAUCCAGCAAAGACUUAUCUAUGUGCAGAGACGCUUCCCCAGACACAGUAAAGGUGACAGAGCUCUGCUCCAUUUUCCCCCAGCUCAGUGCCAGGCCAGACAACGCUUUGCUGUAAAUGAAAGUACAGAUAGGCCAGUGAACAUAAACAGGAGUUCAGGUAAUGCAGCUCAACCACCGUGUGUUCUUGUGGAACUCAUGAAUGCACACAUAAACAAUGUCAAAAUUUUAAGACAUUGUUCUGUCAAAAUUCCCCAAGGAACUUUUGAUUUAUUGAAGAGCUAAUAGCUUUUUUCAGCAUGUCGUAUACGUUUACAAAACUGCUGAACGCUUCUUCCAAAAGCAUGAAAUAUAACCAGAAGUGUAUGGUUUGUACUGAAAGCCAGUAUUAGUGUCUAGAAAUCAGUUUUGUAACUGAGAUUCCACCCUCUAAUGACUGACCUUUUUGCCAUGUUUACGGCAAUGCAGUGCUCUGCUGUCACCUCUAGUCACUGCUAGUAACUGCUCCAUACCACCAGGCAGUUAUUCCAGAAACUUAUCUCCAGCAUCAUUCCACUGGGGUCUGGAUUGAGACCUGUCAACGUGAUAUUAUUUCACGGUACUGCCAGGUGACAGAUUCUCUUUUCCCAAGGUGACCAGCUCCCACAGAUUUCCUCUGGCAAAAUGGAUCCUUAGUGGACAGUCGGUGUGGAAAGAGACGCGGAACUGUAGAAUGUAGCAGAAAGGGAUGUGAAGGCUACACACAACCCUGAGCCUGCUUCCUCAUUUCUCAAGUGAAAUGUUCAAAGCAUGAACUCUUUGUACUUCUCCCUGCCUUUCAUCUACUUUCUCAAGGGGAUGUUACCAACACGAUCAUUGUUUAUCACUCCCCCAAAUGAAGCUGCAUUUAACUGCCCAAAGACCCCAAACCCAAGGCCAUUCACACGUAUUUCCUUGCAUUGCCUACAAAGCUAAAUAAA
Cygnus atratus (black swan) is the source of this 1959-nucleotide messenger RNA. RefSeq names its product triggering receptor expressed on myeloid cells 2-like. The record is from RefSeq and is a predicted model, not a curated record. Gene Ontology annotation, molecular function: signaling receptor activity. NCBI's taxonomy places the organism in Eukaryota, Metazoa, Chordata, Aves, Anseriformes, Anatidae. Gene Ontology annotation, cellular component: cell surface.